This is a messenger RNA of Ostrea edulis (European flat oyster), 13029 nucleotides long. Its product is annotated as thyroid adenoma-associated protein homolog. Lineage: Eukaryota; Metazoa; Mollusca; Bivalvia; Ostreida; Ostreidae. The transcript is spliced from 40 exons. Gene Ontology annotation, cellular component: cytosol. The record is from RefSeq and is a predicted model, not a curated record. Gene Ontology annotation, biological process: tRNA methylation. Bases 112 to 6045 code for a protein of 1977 amino acids.
UUUUUAUUUCCUCGGUACUGCUAAUAUGGCGGCGCACAGAAGGAACAACAUGUCGAUGAUUAUAAAUAUCUCUAUAUGCCCGUGUUUGUAAACGUUCUUUAAGAGUCCAAGAUGAAGGAAUAUCUGUCAUGUCAUAAUCUCAUCAGAGACAAACUGAUGAAACUAACAGAUAUUUACAAUGAUGGAAUGGAAGAAGACAGUUUGUUGAAUAGAAAGUUUGAAAAGUUAUUUGAGAUGAAAGAAAUCAAGCAACAAAUUGUUAUUCUGAAGGAGAUAUGCAAGGAUGUCCAGGAUGAUUACAAGGUAACGGACCGUGGGCCAAAAUUUAAUUUACCUGUGGAGAUUUUAGUGGACAUAUACCUGAACUGCUCUCCCAAACACACAGCAAAGAGGUUACUGGCAAGCACCUUCCAAAAUUUUAAGGAUGACCUGAAAACUGUAGUGUGUGAAAAGAUGAUAGAAGAAGUAACUGUGAAGGUCACAGCUGAGGUCAAGGACAUACAAACUGGCAGAGAGACUGUCAACAUGAUAUACUGUCUCAUGGAAAAUUUUAAAUUGGGAGAGAAAUGUCUCUCAGAAAUAUUCCUGCCAGUCCUUCAGUAUUUGUCCAGUGCUUUGGAGAAUUUUGUGGCAGCAAAAAGUUGUGACCUGUCCCCAGUAGAAGAUAAUGAAGUAAUGCAUCAUUGCCUAGCCACCAUCCAGGCCUCCGGUAAACUGCUGCAGAAAUGUUCUGGAGGGACGGGUGCCGGGAAUACAGAGAUCGACAUACAGGGAGACAUUCAAUUCAUCUCACGGGCAUUCUUCAACAAUAUCAUGCUGAUACUUAAGUCAGAUAAUUUUCUGCUGGACUGUAAGACCAGUGGUAGCAUGUGUCUGACCCUUCUGCUAAAACUAACAAUGGGACAAAAAGUGACAGAGCUGAUAUUGGAUGUAGUGUUUGGUGAAGAUAUCGCUAGUAAGGCCCACAUUCCAGACUGGAUGUUACAGACAACAUUCUGUAAGAGCGAGCUAUCCCAGCUUUCCUCCACUUCCUGUUUGUGCCUGUGGUUUGGGAUCCUGGCUCAGUUAGAUGUUUCAGACUUACUACAUCACAGCAGCAAUAACAAGAGUCUGCUGACUGACGUCAUGUUGAUGAGGAUACUGUCUGUGGGAAACUGUGACCCUGGUGGAAAACUUCAGAUGGCCAGAACUGUUCACAUGUGGACUACAAGAGCUUUGGCCUGUUUGAAGUCGGACAGCUGUGACCCACGAGUAGCCAGUAGACUGACCGGUUCUGAGGCCCUGUUACAGAGACUACUGGACUUUAUCUGGACAAUCUGGGAGGACACGACAGACGUUAUAAGAUUUACUGCAAAAGACAUCUUUGAAUCUGUCAUCAAGAUACACAAGACUGCAGUAAAUACUAAAGCAUCGGAAGACCAGUUUCUGCUAGACUUGACCAGAUCUCUCUUGUUUGAGGUGAGCUGGUCAGGCAAAGGUAAAUAUGGAACACUCCGGACACUGGCCGAAAAUCUGAAAGUUUCCACUCUCCUCCAGUUCAAACCAGAACUUGCUCAGGACAUUCUAAACAACCUAAAGGAACAGACGGUUGCCUGUUAUGCCAGUGAUUUGUACGACAAACUUCUGACAGAGCACCUGAAGGAACUUUCCCAAACAGGCAACAGGGAAUGCUGGCAAAAAACCUGGGUGUGGCCAGUGUUGGAGUGCAUGAUGGGAAACAACACACAACAGAGGACAUUUGUCAUUGAGUACAUACUCCCAAAACUACUAAAAACCGGGAAGGAUACCUUACAGUACAUGAUAUCAUCCAUCUGUAGCAACAACCACUCAGUUUCAGAUGACCAGCUAGGUGCCCUGAUUAUGUGUCUAAGAAGAGCUCGAGUCAUGGGUCUGUUAGACAACUCCGAGUCCAAGUCAUCAGACUGUUUGUAUGGAGUUGUGAAGAUUGAACUGGUCAAGCAAGCACUCAGCCACACAGAUGAUCAAGCCAGACUGGAUGCAUUUGCUUUACUAUGUGAAAACCAUAAGACAUCGGAACCUAUCGACCAAUCAGAGUUCAGAUUACUCAAGUACUUCAUCCAGUGGAAUAUGAAGAAUCAAUCACCAUCCUUCAGACAACACAUGGUGGCUCAUGUCAAAAAGCUGUUUAUAAGAUUUAAAGAAAGUGAAGGGGCAUUGUGUCGAAAGCUUCAUUCGAGAAAUAAAUCUCUGGAUGUCAACAGAGCUUUGAUGUUCUACAAGGACUUUGGGGCCUGGCUGUUCCAGUUUCUGCUUCACUCCCUCUAUCCAGGGUCAGCGUUUGCUAGACGUACCACAGCUUUGUCAAUCCUCUCUGUAAUGGUUAAUCUGUUUCAUCCUGCAAACAAGGGAGGUUAUGUCCUAUGGAGUGAGUGGAAGGGCUGUCACAUUCAGACUCUGAUGGAAUGUCUGACAGACACGUUUGAAGACAACAAAAUGGAGGCAUAUAACAUACUAAAGCAAUGCUUCAAUCAAGGACUGUAUUUGAAGAAUAUGAUUCGUAUGAGUAAUGAUGAGUUGCUGGACAUCAGUAUGGAGUUAGCGGGCAGUAAUCGACCACAGGACUGCACCACAGGGGCCUUCCUCCUUCGAAUUCUGCUCCUCCAGCCUAACAUUCAGGACUUCCUCCUAAAUCCCGAAGAAACUCUCCCAAAAUACCUCACACCUUCUGCUCUCACACAGUGGGAGGAUUUAUUGAAUGGGACACAAAACUUGAAGGCUGCUCUCCAGAAAAUUUCCCAGCAGGCUUCCAGUAACGACUCUUCUAGGGGAACUCUUCUGUUGGUCUGGAUUUUGCUAUUGUAUCUAGAGGAUCAACUAAAGAUUGCUAAAAAUGGGUUGUUUAUCGCAGCAGCCACUAAACCAAUGUAUCCCACAUUGCACUGCAUCAGAUACAUCCUGUUUGGUGUUAACCUAAGAAAGCUCUCUAAAGAAGAGAUGCUGCUAUGGCAACCAGUGAUGGGUAAACUCUUAGAAUGUUGCCUGGUGAUAUCAGACAUUGUGUCCCCUGUUGUACAAAACAGCUCUCCUGAAGGAAAUGUCCCAGAGGAGGCUAUCAAAGGUGUAGAGUCAAUCUUUGCAUCGGAGGGUAAAAUGAACACUUCCGAGGCGGAACGUUUGGUGGAAACAGUUACACUGAUGCCAGAGUAUCUUGUCGUCUGCUGUUGGCGGAAUGUUAAGGAAGUAUCCUUGUUAUUGGGGCAGCUUACAUUUGAAGCACCAAUCACAACACCCGACACAUCAGUCAUUGGACUACUCACUGUGCAGCAGAAUGAGAUCAUAGGAGAGUAUUUCAAGAAGCAGUUGAUGGAAUCAAUACACAGGGGAGCAUUCGAGCUGGCAUGUGCUGGUUUUGUCAAACAGUGUGAAAUGUUGUGGAGGUGUAACAUCAAGGCCCUCCAUCAACUACCCAAGCUGUGGCUGGAACAAGUAAUGGCUGACAUAAAAAACGAUGAUGAGACCAAUAAGCUGUGUGCCACAAGAAGAAGUGCUGGCAUCCCAUUCUUUGUACAGACUUUGGUUUGUACGGAGCCCCAAAGUACAGGCCGGCCUUGUUUUAAGUGGACCAUGACUGAAUUGCUACUACUGGCUCUCAAGGAGGAUCGGCUAUGUGGAACUCUGUCAAACUCCAAGGUCCACGCCUUGAACAUACUGAGAGCAUUGUACAAGGAUUCUAGGCUAGGUGAAGUGGUUACUUCCUUUGUAGCAGAUGGAUUGAGGGCAGCCAUUUUAGGAUUUCAGUCGCCAUUCUGGGCAGUGAGAAAUUCAUCUACUCUCCUGCUCAGCACCAUGAUGACCAGAAUAUUUGGAGUUAAAAGAAGCAAAGAUGAAUCAAAUCUCUCCAAGAAAAAUUGCCAGACGGGAAGACAAUUCUUCAACCAAUAUCCAUCUCUUUAUCCUUUUCUUCUGAACCUGCUGGAAGUAGCCACUAGAAAUAUAAGUGACACAGCGCAGCUCCAUCUACAUCCUGGACUGUACCCUGUGCUAAUGAUUCUAGGACGACUCUUCCAGUCUCCGCUAGAGGGCGCUGAUACCUCACUAAACCUGGCAGCAUUUAUACCUUAUGUUAUCAAAUGCAGUUCCAGUCCAGUACUAAAAACCAGACUCAUGGCAACCAAGGCACUUCACCCAUUGGUGCAAAAGGGUCAGCUGACUUCAGUAAUGUCCCAAUUGAUAAACUUGGUCCCGGCUUCCCAGGAAGCAGCCAAACACAGCCAUGUACACGGUGCUCUGGUACAGAUUUUGAAUAUGAUGGACAUGAUUCUCGCCCUGCCGGAGGGAAUUAAUUGUUCCGAGUGUGGACUGUCGAUGUGGAAAGAUAAGAUGUGGUUACUCACCAGAAAGAAUCCAUGUUACAUGACAAAAGAAGCAGCCUUUGAGGUCUCAGAGAAAGUCCUGAAAGUGAUGAGACAGUUUCCAAAUGAGCAGAUUUCUGAUAUCUCCACAGUAAUUAGCAAAAAGUUGCAGGGAGCUUUGAAUGAAGAGUUUUUAUCUGGAACAUACAACAGAAAGGAUUUGUGUUCUGUUCCAGUAUUUGUUGAGUAUAUCACACGUAUUGCCAAAAUGGACCUACAGCUUUCACUCAGACACUCCACUUCAUCUUCUGACAUGCAAACAAAAGUGCAAGCACUGCUGGCAUCAGAGAUAUAUGAAGUUAGAUUAGUGAUUUUGGAUACACUGAUAACACUGUAUAAUGAAAAUAAGACUUACAUGAAGGCAUCGCCUCAACCAGAGAAUAAUUCUACAGAUAUAGCUAACAUGGAACAGGUGACGUCGUCUGCUGCCACAGAACGUGUGAUGUCGUCUGCUGCCACGGAAUUUGUGAUGUCAUUGCUGCCUUAUCUGUUGAACAUGGCUCUUUAUAAGGAACAACACUUUGAAUGUCAAAUACAGUUGUUUAAGGCACUGGAUCUUCAUCCCUUGUUGCUGAAGAAAGAUUGGAAAGACCUGGGUGUUCAACAGAACUCCACACAGGUUUUAAAACAAUGCUUGGCUGUGAUAGAAUCGUCUUGGAGGGAUGAAGUUAAAGCUGCUGUAAUACGAUUCACUCGAUGGCUGAUAUCUGAUGUUCUAGACCACUGGACUGAUGAUUGUGUGGAAAUGGUGCAUUCCUGGAUGAUGAUUCUCAGGGACAGUGUGGAGACAGAAAAAAUCACUGACCUUCAACUCAGUGUUGCCAUGGUGAUCCAGCACAAUGCCAACUGUCUUCUCAAAAAUUGUCAGUCUACAUUAGGAAUUAAGAAGAUGUUUGAAUUCUGGGAGAUGUUAACUAAAUUACAACAGGAGGAUGACCCAGAGGUCAGAGAGGUCAUCACCAUGACAUUGCUGGUGCUUGGAAAUGAUAGAGCUGUCCAGCCGUCCUUGACCUUGGAUUACUUGGUGAGGUCCUUUGUUGGUACACAUGCUGUAACAAAGGGAGCUAACUGUCUGCUGACUCUGAUAUCAUGGAUGAUUGACAAUGAUUCCUCAAGCGAGGGUGCAGAGCGACUGUUUGACAAAAGUGAAAUGAAUGUGUUCAGAGAGGAUGUGUUGUUUUACCAGGUCAUUUUGAAGUACUGCCUUACUCUGAUUCUGUCAACACAGCUCAGAGAUAGCAACACAGAGGAUGAAGAUGUCACACCAUUGACACCAAAUGUAGAGGGAUCUUCUGAUGUAAAAGGAACCUCUGGUGUUGAGAAAGUUUUAUCACAGCUUCAUCUAGUAGUAGAUGAGAACUUUUCUUUGUCCAACACAGUGUUGCCAGUCACAAAAACCAAUAUGUCUGAAGUUUUAGAGAUGAUUGGAUCGUUUCUCAAGAAGUUUUCAUGUUCAGCAGGAAGUGAGAAAGCAAAACCAUUUCUAAAAACUAAUGCAUUUCAGGAUAGCCUUUUGGAACAGUAUAAGUGUAAAGUGCUAGGCUUUAUAUAUAAAAUCCUUUGUGAUAUAACUGAACAUUCAUUUAGUGAUCAGGAAGUGUGUGUCAUGUCAAUGGAAUCAAAGAGUGAAACAGCAAAUUUUACUCAUCCAAAUUGUUUUGUAUCAAAUUGAUAUAUAUGCAACCGCCAAAUAAUAAUGAUGCAAAAAACAUGGUUUAUCUAUCUAGUUUGUGUGUACAUGUGGGUAUGUGUGAUUGCAAUAUCUGUAUUGAUAUAUAUAGAAGUCUUCCCAUUUUGAAAUGAACUAAUUUAGAAUGAGCUAAAACCUUUGUGACUGAGUAUAUAUCGAUGAAACAAUGAUGAGUAUUGAUUGUGAGAAGUUUAAUUACAGGCACUAGUAUCCCAAAGUUAAUAGAGUGGAAGAAUAGGAGCUACAAAAACAUUAACAAAGUCACAACAAUCUCUUAUCAGAUAAAGUAUCCUAUUCAAGGGGAGAAAUGCUUCAAUUUUAAAGACAAUAAAAUAACAAUGCAUUAUGUUUCAAGGGCUUUCUUAGCUCACCUGAACCAAAAUCUCAAGUGAGCUUUUCUGAUCGAAAUAUGUCCGUUGUCCGUCGUCGUUGUCAUAAACUUUUCACAUUUUCAUCUUCUCCAGAACCACUGGGCCAAUUUCAACCAAACUUAAUACAAAGCCUCCUUAAGCGAAGGGGAUUCAAGUUUGCUCAAAUGAAGGGCCACGCCCUUUUCAAGGGGAGAUAAUAGUGAAAAUACAUUGAUGAUUUUUUAAAAAUCUUUUCCAGAACCACUGGGCCAAUUUCAACCAAACAUGGCACAAGCAUGCUUGGGUGUAGGGAAUACAAGUUAAUUCAAAUGAUGGGUCAUGCCAUCUUCAAAGGGGAGAUAAUCAUAAAAAUAGGGUGGGGUCAUUUAAAAAUCUUCUUCUCAAGAACCACUGGUCCAGAAGACCUGGAAUUCACAUGAAAGCUUUCUGACAUAGUGUAGAUUCAUGAAAACCAUGACUCCCAGGGGUAGGUUGGGGCCACAACAGGGGAUCAACAUUUUACAUGCAAAUAUAUAGGUGAAAUCUUUGAAAAUCUUUUUCUCAAGAACCACUGGGCCAAGAAAGUAAAAAUUUACAUGAAAGCUUCCUGACAUAGUGCAGAUUCAAGUUUGUUAAAAUCAUGGCCUCUAGGGGUAGGAUGGGGCCACAAGAGGGGAUCAAACUUGACAUACAAAUAUAUAGGAAAAUCUUUUAAAAAUCUUCUCAAUAACCACUAUGCCAGGAAUGUACAAAUUUACAUGAACGCUUCCUGACAUAGUGCAAAUUCAAAUUUGUUAAAAUUAUGGCCUCCAGGGGUAGGAUGGGGCCACAAUAGGGGAUUAAAAUUUUACAUACAAAUAUAUAGGAAAAAUGUUAUAAAAUCUUCUUCUCAAGAACCACUAGGCCAGAAGAGCUGAAAUUUACAUGAAAGCUUCCUUUCAUAAUGCAGAUUCAUGUUUGUUAAAAUCGUGGCCCCUGGGGGUAGGAUGGGGCCACAAUAAGGGAUCAAAGUUGUACAUACAAAUAUAUAGGAACAAUCUUUAAAAAUCUUCUGAAGAACAUCUGAGCCAGAAAAGCUGAUAUUUACAUGAAGGUUUCCUGACAUAAUUCAGAUUCAAGUUUGUUGCCCCUGGGGGUAGUAUCGGGCCACAAUAGGGGAUCAAAGUUUAACAUACAAAUAUAUAUGGAAAAUCUUUAAAAAAAAUUCUUCUCAAGAACCACUGAGCCAGAAUAGCUGAUAUUUACAUGAAAGCUUCUUGACAUAGUACAUAUUCAAGUUUGUUAAAAUCAUGGCCUCUGGGGGUAGUAUUGGGCCACAAUAGGGGAUCAAAGUUUUACAUACAAAUAUAUAUGGAAAAUCUUUAAAAAUCUUCUUCUCAAGAACCACUGAGCCAGAAAAGCUGAUAUUUACAUGAAAGCUUCUUGACAUAGUGCAGAUAGAUUCAAGUUUGUUAAAAUCAUGACCCCUGGGGGUAAGAUGGGGCCACAAUAGGGGUUCAAAGUUAUACAUACAAAUAUAUCGGAAAAAUCUUCUCAACAAGUACCACUGAGCCAGAAAAGCUGAGAUUUACCUGGAAGCUUGCUGACACAGUGCAGAUUCAAGUUUGUUAAACUCAUGACCCCUGAGGCUAAGAUGAGGCCACAAUAGGGGAUUGAAGUUUUACAUACCAAUAAAUAGAUUUUUUUUAAAAAUCUUCUUAAGAACCAUUGGGCCAAAGAAGUUUACAUUUGCACAAAAGCUUCUUUCCUGGCUUAGUGCAGAUUCAAGUUUGUAAAAAUCAUGGUCCUUGGGGGUAAGAUGGGGCCACAGUAGGGGAUCAAAGUUUUUACAUACAAAUAUAUAUGGAAAAUCAUUAAAAAUCUUCUCGAGAACCACUGAGUCAGAAAAGUUUACAUUUACAUGAAAGCUUCCUAACAUAGUGCAGAUUCAAGUUUGGUAAAAUAACCCCACCCACCCCCCCCCCCCCCCCCCACCCCAAGUAGGUUGGGGCCCAAUAGGGACCAAAGUUUUAUAAGCAGAUAUAUAUAGGGAAAAUCUCUAGAUAUGAGCCAAGGUGACUCAGGUGAGCGAUGUGGCCCAUGGGUCUCUUGUUUCUAUGUCCACUCAUUCAACAAGCGGACAUAGAAAAAAGGGGGGAGCAAGAUUGAAGGUCUGGUUUUAAUCAGACUGCAUACAAAUAUAUAGGGAAAAUUAUUAAAAAUCUUCUGAUGAAGAAUCACUGGGCGAGAAAGGUUUACAUUUACAUAAAAGCUUCCUGACAUGGUGCAGAUUCAAGUUUGUAAAAAUAAUGGCUCCCGGGCCACAAUAGGGAUCAAAGUUUUACAUGGGAAUAUAAAAGGAAAAUCUUUAAAUAUGGGCCCAAGUGAGUAAUGUGGCCUAUGAACGUCUUGUUUAUUUUUUAUUUAUUUGAAGAAUUUAAUUUUAUUUACAAACUCUGAAAUAGUUCGAUCCUCAAUAUUUUAAAUCGCUUUUGCUUGUUAGGAAAUUUAUAAUUGUGUAAUGUUGUAAUUUUGAUGACAUUAAACUCAGCAAUUCAUCUUGGACUGUUUUAGAUUAGCCUUUAAAUGAUAAGAUGUUCUUCAUCCUUGUACAAUAUCUGCAUACUACAUGUAUGUGUUAUUUAUAUUAGAUAACUAAUUAUACCAACCUGUUUCUACAUGUCAGAGAAUUUUGUGUGUAUAUAUUCAAGGUCUACUGAGCUGUUGCCCUUUUCACACCAAAAAAAAUGUUUAAUAUUUUUUUUUCAAUUCUUGCAUUUACAUGAAUGGAAAUUUAUCUUUAUAUCCAGUCCUGUAGAUUUUCUGAUUUGGUAGUAUUUCCCAUAAGUAUUAAACCUUACAUACUUAUCAUCUUGUGAGGUGUGUUGAUUUGAAAGGCAGAUACAUAUCUUAAAAGUUAUAAAAGUAAGGUAUUUUGUGAAAAGGGACAUAAUGUCACGUUCAAUUAGAAAUUUCUGGUAUUUUUCUCAUUUAAAAUACAUAUGUAGAUCCGACAAAAAGUUUCCCCUCUUUGAAUGACUCAUUAGACACUUAAUUUCCUCGAGGAUAAAUUCUUUAAUCAAGAGAUUGUUCCAUUGUAUAAAUUUGACUGUGGAGUACUAUUUCCUUAAUUCGGUUAAAGCAGACAAGUGAGGGGCAUGAACUCGUGUUAACCCGGAGAACGCGUAAGGUCUUGUCUCGGACGGGACCCUGUUGUUGGAGUUACCUCUCGUGGGACCUUGUUACUUGUGCCUUCCAGGUGCUUCUACACAUCGAUUAAAUUUAUAGAUAUCACAUUUCGUAAUGCGUAGCAGAUUUUUAAGUAUCAAAUUUCAUAACAGCGUUUGAGCAAGGGUUCAAGGCAAGGUUCUCUUUUAAAAACAAACAGUACUGUUUCGUCCCCCAUAUUGUUCUGAAACCAGAGAUAUAUGUUUUCAUUUUUUUCGAUGGCCGUAUUCCAUAGAGGAUGAAAUAUGAUUACUGAUUAUAAACAGACCCUUGCGCUUGAUGACAUUUGUUCCUUUUUAUACAGUAACGCAAAAAUUACAUUCGAUCAUCGUCAGUGUAUCUUUCAACGUAAAGUGUUUGUUCAAAAAAGAAAUUCUUGCGCAAUUUUGUGUCCGCCCGACCGAUAUACGAUGUAGAACAGCUUGAUUUGUAAAAAUGUUUUUUUUUCUUUUAUAUUACAGUGAAUGUUGCAUUCAGGUAAUUUAUUUUAUCUUCCUGAAACACGCACCGAUUGUAGCAGUGAUGUAAAUCAUGUUUAUUUUUAACGUGUCGUGCGCCAAAUGUUUUGGGUUGUUGUUUUUUUUCUUUCUUAAAAAUAAUUUCAAUGUUAAAGUAUCAUAGAGUGUAUGGCAUAAAAUUUGUAAGUAAAAAAUAAAUGCACACAAAAUGACGAAAAAGCAAAUCUAUAUUGUAAAUAUAAAUCUCUCAUCGAUUAAGGAUUGAUCGAGAAUGGGAUAUAAGUUUUCAGUUGUUCAGCAAAAGGACUUUGUGAUGCAACGUUGAAAGUCCGGCAAAAAAAAUCUAGAGGUUUUUAAGAAAUCCUCGUGACAGUUCCCACAUAUCGAAUGAUACAGCAACAAAAAAAAUCUAAUCAAUCGAUUUCUGUUUUUGUUUUAGACAUACCCAUAUACAUUUGUAUAUUGCAGUUUGUAUAUUUCGGUGUGAACUCGGAUAUUUCACGGUUCACACUGAAGGUGGAUGAAUCACACCGUCUUCCAGUGAUGAAGACAAUCAAAAACAAGCUUACUAGAUAGAACCCUGCUGUAGUCGAUUUAGGAAUUCCCCCUCUCUCUAAUUACCAGUAAUUAUAGUUUUUUGACAGAUUUUACAUUUGUUUGCUGGGGUCUUGCACAUUUCGCAUUCCGUGUUUAUUUUCUCUGACUGCGUGAAGAAACACGCUGGCUUUCCCCUAACAAUUCAAUAAUUAUAUGAUGUUUAGACUUCUUUGAUAAGCUAAACAUCUGGUUACUUUGGUGAAAAUCGAAAUUUUUAAGAGAUAUUUUUUAUAACUGAAAUUCGAUUCCCUACUUUUGUGAGAACAGUUGAAACUGUCGUAAUUUUUUUUUAAUUAACUACCUACCAGACGAAAGUGAUUAGAAAAGAAGUAAAAACGUGCGAAAUGGUUAAGAUUGAACAGUAUUUUAAACAUCUGUGUGCUCAUUGUUUACAGUGUAUGCGCCUUAUGAUUUGAUCGUAAACGACAAAAACACUUCUGCUAAUGUAACACAAAGAUAAAGAAUUGUUUCAGGAAUUUUUAAUGCCGUGCAUAAUAUUGCAAAAUAUGCCAUUAUAGUUUUUGUUGAUUUUUUUCGAAGAUUAAAUGACGGUACGGUAGAGAGGCCUUUUUCAUACAUGUUUGAAUAAUGAAACAUAAGUGAUCGUCAUGUUGUUUUACUUAUCGUCUAGGCUAAUUAACAAACAAACAAAAAUAAAUGAAACGCGUCAUUCUUUUGCAAUAUUGACUACUAAGAAUCAAAAUAAAAUUAUUUUGUUUGUUGAUAACUUUUGAGGUGAGUAGCCUUUUGAAUUGACACGUGGAAUUUGGGAAAUCCAACCAUGACAUGAUUAGGGGAAGACUCUGAAAACUGAUCUUAGUUGAGGUACAUGUAGCAACUUGUCGCUGCUUUCUCCCUCCUUUUCUCAAGAGUUACUGACCGAUGACAAUUGCUCUGGUUAGCGGUAGGAACUCUAUACUAAUUACAAUGUAAUUUUUUCGAAUUCGGAAAGGGUUGUUUUUGGAGUGUUUUUGUAAGGGGCGGUAAUUUUUUUUUUUCAUCUCUGCAAUUUGAGAAAAGAAACUGUCAUUCGUAUGCCUCUAAACAACCCAUACUUAGCAACAAAAAAAAGACUCUGCUUUGUGUGUGUGUGUUUACUUCCAAGAAGGGGGGGGGGGAUGUUUGUUCGAAGAAGUCUCAUUCGAUAUUGCUUCCAACGGGUCUGUAGAUUCAGACACUUGGUACCGAGUUUCUGACGCCGCGGCGGGACACUUGGUACCGAGUUUCUGACGCCGCGGCGGGUCUGUAGGAAUCGGACAGCUUAGUACCGAGUUUCUGACGCCGCGGCGGACACUUAGUACCGAGUUUCUGACACCGCGGCGGGACACUUUGUACCGAGUUUCUGACGCCGCGGCGGAGCACUUGGUACCGAGUUUCUGACGCCGGUAUGUAAUAUCUUGGCAUGGUGUGAAAUAACACAUUUUUUUUCUAUCUCGUACUUACAACAGGUAGAGAAAGGAAGAUCCCUAUCGACGUCUGCGUCAAAAAGUCACGGUCAAAAUUUCAACCAUUGAAUUCAACAAAUGUUUUGGACACCAUAUGAAGAAUGCUACAUAAUUUUAUAGGGCUGUGCAUACCUGUAGCGCUUUUUUUGUCCUCAAUUGGAUUUCUACUUUCUUUUUCGUGUUUCCCAAUGACCGUUGGCUUGGAAAACAAAUCUACCUGUCUGCUAUCUACCGAUAAGCUAUCAGAUUGGGGACCAGUCUUGCGUGAUGCCUUACGGGGUUGACUUGCAGUCAAUGCCGUUAACCAUUUAGCUGGCCGAUAUGUGUUUAUCUGUAGAACCGACCAGGACUAACCUUACAGAAAGCGGACUCAAAGAAAACCCUGUGUCUGAUUAUGACUUUGUAUCCAUUUCUUUUGUGAUGGAUUGCACACUUUGGUUUUGAUAUUUAUAUGUUUAGAAGAUCUAUCUGUAAAUUAAAGAUAUCUGCUCAUAAAUAAUGAUUGAAGUUGCUAGAUAUUCUAGUAUUGAUGGGAAUGAAUGAGUCUGUAACAAAUGUAACUCCAGUUCAUUAAGAGAUGAUAUUUAUUUUUUGAUUUUAAAAAUGUGAAAAGUUUGUUGAUGAAAUAUAACUUUUUGUGAUGUGAUAAAAAAAAAUGUACCGAAUUUUACUAUACUUAAUGAUGAAAAAAUUCAUGUACAUAUUAUGUUCCGAAGAGUCAUCUAUUCUAAAUCCAUUUUGGGAAAUUUAUUUUGAACAAUAUAUGCAACUAACAACAGUGACAUUGUGUUCAAACUCAUUUUUUUUGUGUGCUGAUGUACAGCGUUAUGUAUACAUUUGUGUGUAUUUUCAUGCUGCCCCUCGAGUGCCUUUGAUUGGAAAUAAAAUACGUUCUAUGUUCAUUCGGAA